AUGAGGAAGAUGUUUGCCGCCUCUUUCAGAGACAGAACAUCUGAAAGGCACCAGGACCUGACAGAGUUACAUCUUCUUAUAUUCCACAUAUCACUGGAGCUGCGCAAAGUCCCGUCAUGCUUCAAAAAUUCCACCUUCAUUCCAGUCCCUAAGAAAUCCUCCAUCGCUGAACUGAAUGACUACAGACCUGUGGCCUUGAUUUCAGUCGUCAUGAAGUCCUUUGAACGUUGGAUGAUUAUUGAUAAUUACAUCAUCUCCUACCUCACGCCGUCGUCAGGAGUUGUCCAUUCUGCAUUCCUGGAAGAACCACCCGGCAUAAAGAUGCAACCCCGCCAUGACAGAAUGACGCCAGCAUUCAGUUCUUCUGCAGUUGACAUAGAGGAGAUGGAGACACGCCAGCGAAGACGGAAGCCAUUCAGAAAGGCUUCACCUCGCCGUCAGGACGCGUCGCUCCCGAAAACUCCUCCCACGGACAGCGGUAUGCCACAAGCAGCCCAGUCUUCCUCGCCGCCGAUGGUGGACGACUUCUCACUCUUCUCAGCAUUGACUGCUCACAACAAGUUCCAGCAACAUCACCGUGAAGACUUGGAGGAGCUUGUUGACAUGACAGCAGCGCUUGGUGGAGGACUUAAUGAGAUCCACGGAGGGGAUGCUGAAUUCAAUGGAACAUUUGUAACUCUUGGUGGCUUUAUAGAAAUGGACAGGUAUAGAUAUCUGUACUUUGUCAUCUUGUUGACAUUAUAUAUUAUCAUCCUCUGCACUAACUGCACCAUUAUAUGUCUAAUCUGGAUCCACAGGAACCUUCAUGAGCCUAUGUACAUUUUCAUUGCUGCUUUGUCACUCAACUCUCUUUUGUUUAGCACUGCUUUCUACCCCAAACUUUUCAUUGAUGUUUUAUCUCAAAAACAGACUAUUUCUAAUUCUGCUUGUCUGUUUCAAUAUCUUCUUUAUUAUUCAAUAGGUAUUUCAGACUUCUUACUGUUGUCAGCCAUGUCUUAUGACAGGUAUGUGUCUAUCUGCAAACCUCUGCAGUAUCCAACUAUCAUGGGAAAACGAGCUGUUAUUGUGCUCUUGACUUUGGCCUGGUUUCUACCUGCAUGUGAGCUUGCAGUGGCAACUGUGGUUAGUUCUCAACAAAAACUCUGUGAUUUUACAACAAAAGGAAUUGUUUGUAACAACACAUUUUUUAAGCUUCACUGUGUAAAAUCAACAUUUCUUAACAUUUAUGGUUUGUUUAUCAUGAUAAAUGCUGUUGUUGUUCCUGUGAUGUUCAUCCUUUUUACGUACAUAAAGAUAUUCAUAAUAACUUAUCACAGUUGUGUAGAAGUGAGGAAAAAAGCUGCAGAGACAUGUUUACCUCACCUGAUGGUUUUAUUCAUCUUCCUUUGUUUAGUUUUAUUUGAUGUCAUCAUAGCUCGAAUGGAAUUAAAUCUUCCAAAAGGUGUGCAGUUUAUAAUGACUUUGCAAAUACUUGUGUACAGUCCUCUGUUCAAUCCAAUCAUAUAUGGAGUGAAAAUGAAGGAAAUAUGGAAACACAUCAAGAGAUUGUUUUGUCCGGUAAACAAAGGUAUAUGA
This is a messenger RNA of Entelurus aequoreus (snake pipefish), 1575 nucleotides long. RefSeq names its product olfactory receptor 10K1-like. Bases 1 to 1575 code for a protein of 524 amino acids. The transcript is spliced from 5 exons. Gene Ontology annotation, cellular component: membrane. Lineage: Eukaryota; Metazoa; Chordata; Actinopteri; Syngnathiformes; Syngnathidae. The record is from RefSeq and is a predicted model, not a curated record. Gene Ontology annotation, biological process: G protein-coupled receptor signaling pathway. Gene Ontology annotation, molecular function: G protein-coupled receptor activity; olfactory receptor activity.